Messenger RNA from Zeugodacus cucurbitae (melon fly), 759 nucleotides. RefSeq names its product coiled-coil domain-containing protein 25. The record is from RefSeq and is a predicted model, not a curated record. NCBI's taxonomy places the organism in Eukaryota, Metazoa, Arthropoda, Insecta, Diptera, Tephritidae. Bases 110 to 736 code for a protein of 208 amino acids. The transcript is spliced from 3 exons.
CUAAAUAUGGAUCACACAAAACAUUAAUUAUAAAAGUGUGGAAAUAUGAAUUAAAAGUUCCGUAGUAUAAAUUAGGGAAGUCGUGAUGUUCGACGGCAAAUGAAUAAGCAUGGUUUUCUAUUUUCAAAGCAAUGUUGUAUCGCCCCCAGCGUUAAUUUACAUGGGAAAGGAUAAGUAUGAAAAUGAAGACCUUAUACGUUGGGGAUGGCCAGAAGAUGUUUGGUUUCAUGUUCACAACUACUCUUCCGCUCAUGUAUACUUAAGACUCCAAGAGGGUCAAACUAUAGAUAAUAUUCCACAAUCCCUUAUCAAUGAUGCUGCUCAAUUAGUAAAGUAUAACAGCAUUCAAGGAAACAAGAUAAACAAUGUAGAUGUGGUUUAUACAUUAUGGUCCAACCUCAAGAAAACGGCUGAUAUGGAAGUUGGCCAAAUAGGAUAUUUCUGUGAAAAAAGCGUGAAAAAAAUCCGUGUUGAAAAAAGGGCAAAUGAAAUUGUGAACCGACUGAAUAAAACAAAAACCGAAGACCAUCCAGAUUUGCGUCGUCAAAGAGAAGAACGCGAUUCCGAAGAGAGAAGGGAGAAGAAACAUAUUUUAAAAGCUCAGCGAGAAAAGGAAGAAGAAGAAAUAAUGCGUCGUAAGACGGAAGCAGAAACACGAAGUUAUGAUAAAUUAUUUAAGCCUGAGUGUAUGUCUAGUAAUUAUGAUGAUGGAAAUGACUCUGAUGAUUUUAUGUAACAAUAAAAUUGCAAACCAUAUAA